GGCGGCGGACACCUAAGGGGAGUGCACGCAAGGGAACCAAGAUGGCGGCGCGCGUGUUGCGGGGCCUUUGCUGGGCGAGGCCGGUGCUGCUCCCCGCCCGGACCCCCCGAGGCAUCCUACACCGAGCCGCCGCCGGCGCCGCCCCCAGCUCCGAGUUCCGGAGCGAAUACGCCCUGGACAGGCUCUAUCCGGAACGCAACAGAAGCGACGCGCCGGAGGGCACCCAAGUGCGUGCGGAGGAGACAAGACAAAAUGAUGGGACAAGACAAACCUCUCCUGAUAUUCCUAUGGAUUGUCUGUCCAUAUCCUAUUGCCGGAGCAGUGGACCCGGAGGCCAGAAUGUUAAUAAAGUGAAUAGUAAGGCAGAAAUUAGAUUCCAUUUGGCAUCAGCUGAUUGGAUUGCAGAAGAUGUGAGGCAGAAAAUAGCAGUGAUGCACAAGAAUAAAAUAAAUAAAUCUGGCGAGCUGAUCAUAAACUCUGAAGUGAGUCGCUACCAAAUGAGGAAUCUGGCAGACUGCUUGGAAAAAAUCAGAAACAUGAUUAAGGAGGCCACUGAGAAAUCCAGUGUGGUAUCAAAGGAGAACUCCCAACUCCUCAUAGCCAGGGUGCAAAAAAUGAAUCGUGAACGACUGCGACAGAAAAAAAUUCAUUCAACUAUAAAACAAAGCAGGAGGGUAGACUUUGAUUGAAGACAAAAAAAAAAUUGCCUGGAUAUCCUAUUUUUAAACACAUUGGCCUGGAAACUGAAGAGGAUACUCAAAAUUAUAAACUGUCUUUAAAAAAGUCUUUGCUUAAAACAUGUAAAAAUAAAAUGUAAUUUAACAUCU
Molecule: messenger RNA, 827 nt
Organism: Chelonoidis abingdonii (Abingdon island giant tortoise)
Lineage: Eukaryota; Metazoa; Chordata; Testudines; Testudinidae
Source: RefSeq, a predicted model, not a curated record